CGUGGGAAGCGUCCUUGGAGAUGCCGUUAGUGGUGUAACUUUGGCAUCUCUCUGUCGUCUGUGCGCACAAUGUCCCCGUCAAACAACUGACAGACUGUCGAUAAUACCACAAAGACUCAUGAGAAAACUGCCAACAGUUUGGUGGUAACCAUGACUGCAGCUGCUCUCAUAGGAGACCAGCUGAUCCUUGAAGAGGACUACGAUGAGAACUACAUACCCUCUGAGCAAGAAAUCCAAGAGUAUGCAAGAGAGAUUGGCAUUGACCCUGACGGCGAGCCGGAACUCAUGUGGCUGGCCAGGGAAGGCAUCGUUGCUCCUCUGCCUCCCGAGUGGAAGCCUUGUCAGGAUGUCACAGGGGAUAUCUACUAUUUCAACUUCUCCUCGGGCCAGUCCACCUGGGACCAUCCCUGCGACGAGCACUACCGCACUCUGGUGAGCCAGGAGCGUGAGCGUGCCCAGCUCACCGCCACUGCUGGGGGCGCAGGAACAAAGAAAGACAAGAAGAAGAAGAAAGAGAAGAAGGAGAAAAAAGAGAAGAAGAAGAAGAAAGAGCCACUCAAGACUCCUGGAACACUGAGCUCAGCGUUGGGACCCCUACCGUCCCCACUGGGCAGCUUGGCCCCUCUCAGAGGUCUGGACGCCCCGGGCCUCGGUCCUCUCUCUGGAUCCGCCCCUGCACUCCGGGGGUCCCUCAGCAGCUCUGGGGGGCUGGAACCCCUGAAGAAAUCCCUUCGUGGUCCUCGAAGCAGUGGGGCGUCUAGUGUUUUAGGCAGCAGGCAAGAGGAGAGAGUGUCGCUCACUUUGCCCGGCUUUGACGACGAUGAUGAAGAUGAUGAAGACAAGAUUUCAGAAAAUGAGCCAAGUCCUCAAGGUUCAGACCGACUACUGAAGAACCUCCACUUAGACCUCAAUGCCCUUGGAGGAGGCCUGCAGUACGAGGACAGUGAAGCCAGCGGUGCGGCUCCAGCUGAGGAGAGGACGGAGCCAGAGUUGCAGGACUUGGCUCUCUCUGGAGAUCACAGCCCUGAACCGCCAUCCCAGCAGGAGUCUGAAGACAGCAAGAACGCUGAGGAGGCUUCAUCCUCCAUCGAUGUCAAGCUGUCGGAGAAAGUUCUCGACAUCAACGACCUGUCUGGCACAAUCAGUCCACUGGAGAAAGAAGACAGAGAUGAAGCACAUCAAGGAGAAGGGUGUGAGGACGGAGGAAAGCCAAAAAAGCCUGAGGCCAACAAGAGGCAGAUGCUGGCCAAAGACAAAGACAACUCUCCAGUCCAUAAAGUCGACCGACUUGUUCUUCACCAGUCCAGCCCUUCACCCUCACUCUCCAGCUCCUCCAACUCAGAAGAAGGCGUCAGCCACAAUCGAAAAGCCCCAGGCCUCGGCAUGUCUCUGGGGCUCCAGAGGCCUGAAACCUCCAGAGGUCGACCUGUUGAGGUGUCAAACACUCGACUCGACCACGUUGAACUCCCUUUGAAAAACCAGGAGAGCUCUCUGGGAGAGGAGCCAAGCUGGAGAGUACGGAAAGACAAGGAGAAGCUAGAGAGGGAGGAGGAGGAAAGUAAGAGGGCAGACAGUGAAGAGACCAGUCUGAGAGAAAGGGUGGAGGAGGAGAGGGAGAAGAGGAAGCCUGAAAAAGAGAUGCAGGAGGAGAGGGAGCAAAUUUUGAAGGAAAAGGAGAAGAGGAUGCACCUCCUCCAGGAAGAGCUGAGGCGAGAAGAGGAGGAGGAGGAGAAGAAACUGAAGGAGGAGAGCGAGGAAAGGCUGAGGGCUCUGCGGAAGCAUCUUCUGUCCAAGAGGAGAGAGGAGGAGGCCAGACUGAAUGAGGAGAGUGAUGGCACCAUAGAGGAGCUCAGAGAGUCUGUCAAGAGGGAGAGGGAAGAGCAGCAACACAAACUCAGGAAGGAGAGCGACAUCAUGCUGAAGGAGCUACACGUCACUCUAGAAGAAGAACGAACAGCGACACGAGACCGACUGGAGGCGCAGAAGAGGCAGGACAUGGAACGACUGAAGGAGGAGUCAGAAGAGGAGCUUCAGGCUGAGAGGAAGAGACUCCAGAGAGAGAGGGAGGAGAAACUGAACUGUCUGAAACACGAGGUCAAAAGCACAGAGAGGAGGAGGGAGCUGAUGAUGAGUCCACGACCUGAACAACAACUGGCAGAAUACCACCGAGAGCUGGCUGAUGUGCUCCAGGAAGUGCGAGAGGAAGUGCAGCGUGAUCAUGAGAGGAAGCUGGAGCAGCUGAGGGACGACCACAGGAGAGAGAAGAAUAGCAUCAGAGAGAAAUACCUGGAUGAGGAGACUGCUCAGAGGGAGCGCUUGUUGUCCUCUCUGCAGGAGGACAGAGAGCGUCUCCAGGCAUCACAUGCUGUCCAGCUGGAGAAACUCCGCUUGCAGCUCGACGCACAGAUUCAAAAGACUCAGCUGACACACUCACGAAAGGAGUCAGAACUGCAGGAUCUGGCCGAUCAGUUGGAGCUUAGAGCCAAAGAGCUGAAGAGUCAGGAGGCGAUGCUGCAGACCAAGGCAGCAGAUCUGAAGAGGAGAAGAAAGAAGCUUGGAGAAGAGGAGGAGGAAGUGGACAGACAGAUAGAGACCAUACCACAGCUGAUGCGGGAGAGAGACCAGCUGAGGGAGGAACUGGAGAGGCUGAGAGAGGAGAAGACUCAAGCCCGAGAGCUCAUCCACAGAGCCAGGGUGGAGAGGAGUGAGGCCAAGGAGGAGGAGGAGAGGCUGAGGGAGGAGAGAGACGAGGCCAGGGAGGAGAGCAGGAGAGCCAGGGAUGAGAAGGAGAGGCUGGAGAGCAAGGUGGCGCUGCUGCAGGAGAGGUGCGAGCGUCUCGGCCGCAGAGUCAGUGAGCUGGAGCAAGGCGAAGGAGCGAGCGCCUCCCGGAGACAGGAACCGGACAAGAAGGCAGAGAAGGUGUCGGCGCCCCCCGGUGGCAGGAAAGACGAAUCCCUACAUGUAGACGACCUGGACGAGCCGCCUGUCUCCCCUCUACCGGACAGCCACAGCAGCGUGGACGAGUUCCGGCGCUACAUCUCCUCUCACGGCGCCUCCAUCCAGAAGACCAAAGUCUUCCUGGAGAGGGAGAGCAGUCGGCUGAUGGAGAGGCAGGCGGCUCUGCAUGCGGCCCAGACCAGCUCCACUCAGGUCCCCAACCGCGAAGGAGGCGUGACUGAGGAGAUGAUAAGAAACCUCCAGCAGGAAGCCAGAAAUGUGUCGGAGCUGCAGCGGACGGUUCAGAGAGGAAACACUCUCCUGCGCAGGAAAGAGGAGCAGCUUCAGCAGCUGGAGAGCUCCAUGGCCGAAGAGGCCCUGUUUGAGGAUUUGUCUCGGCUAGCAGGGGAGAGGAAGGUAACCUUUGAUGUGACGGAGUCAGACCUGAGCAGCGCCGUGGAUCCUCCAGAUGUGACAGGAGCUCAUCCCACUGUCCCGGCCAAAGUCCAGGAGCUGGCUGAGUCCCUGCAGCAGAUCUCAGGCCAGCUCAACUCCGUCCUGGGUGCACUGGGUUCGCUGGCUCAGAGGCAGACCACCACACCUUUUGCAGCGUUCCCUCUACCUCUUUCUCAGCCUCACGCCGCCCCAGCUCCCAGCUCCUCCACCUCCCCACCCGUCAUGCCCCAGAUGCACAGCCUGGAUCCCAGGUCCUUAGUCCCACCUCCCACAGGGAGACUCUCGGAGCCACCCUGGAACUGGGCGCCUCCAGGCAGCUCUGCAGCCUCCCCUCUCUACAGCACCCCCAUCAGCAGUGGGCUGAGGGCCCCGGACGACUUCAUGAACAGCCGAUGGAGUCAGAUAUUCCCUGGUGCGCCUAUUGACCCAGUGGUCUCCCACCCCCCGAGGACCACCUCAGCUUACUCCUCAUACUCUCCUGUUAGUGAACACGGCCGUAGUCUGCGGUCCGUGCACAAGUCCGUAGAGGUGGAUGGCCAGAGGCUGCAGGGGCUGAUCGACGGCAACAAGAGGUGGCUGGAGAUGCGCAAGAAAGACACCAGCAUACCUCUGUUCACUCGCUACCGGGCUCCCUCCUCCAAGAACGGCCUGCUCCAGCUGGGCCUGGACGAUAACAACCAGAUCAGAGUCUAUCAUUACUGAGGACGUGAUGCACAGUUCAGUCCCGGCGUACCGCGACCGUCAGCGAGGACUUUGGAGCGCUGACGACCGCGACAGUCAGCAUUGUGACGUUUACAUUCCUUUUUAUGACUUUCAGAGCAAAGGUUUUCAGGGAUUGCCACGAGGAAGAGAUGUCUGCAGAGGAUAUGGUUGUUCGAUAUCCACAGGUCACACAGGGGUGAGAGCUGUCAUCAUUCAGUGGCUGUAAGGUACAGGUGACUUUUAAACAGCCUCCAGGUCACAGAUUAUAGCUCCGUGCCAGACUGUUUCCUGUGUCAGAUGGGAGUCUGUAUUUUCCAAGUACGUGUAGGACAAUCACAGAGAAGUGUCUUAAUUUACAUCACUUCUCUUUUGCUAAAACCUUCCUAAACUUCACCAAGUCUGUCCAAAAUGUUGGGUUUUAUAGCUCCGCGUGUGUCUGGUUUUGUCAUUAGCUAUUGUGAACUUUUAACAGUUUCUUACGUCUUUAUGUUAGCAGAGACAGAAAUCGAUGUUAGAAUCAAUGUCAAGGUGAAGCCAAGACACCUGUUUAGUGCUGUUUUUCUGCUCCACACUCCUUCACUCAGUGUUUAGCAUUAACGGUGAGCCGCUGACUAGUGUGAACUUUAACACGGAGACAACUCUGUGCACAUAUUUGUGUAAAUAAUACUGUAUUUUUAUAUGAAGUAUUUUAAUAAAUCUAAUAUUUUGUGUA
Messenger RNA from Stegastes partitus (bicolor damselfish), 4807 nucleotides. It is a transcript of the gene cep164, whose product is annotated as centrosomal protein 164. Lineage: Eukaryota; Metazoa; Chordata; Actinopteri; Pomacentridae. Bases 151 to 4095 code for a protein of 1314 amino acids. The record is from RefSeq and is a predicted model, not a curated record. Gene Ontology annotation, cellular component: ciliary transition fiber; centrosome; centriole. Gene Ontology annotation, biological process: cilium assembly. The transcript has 27 exons. Gene Ontology annotation, molecular function: protein binding.